This is a messenger RNA of Myripristis murdjan (pinecone soldierfish), 2342 nucleotides long. It is a transcript of the gene tslig3a, whose product is annotated as family with sequence similarity 98 member A. NCBI's taxonomy places the organism in Eukaryota, Metazoa, Chordata, Actinopteri, Holocentriformes, Holocentridae. The transcript is spliced from 8 exons. Gene Ontology annotation, cellular component: tRNA-splicing ligase complex. The coding region runs from base 123 to 1673 and encodes 516 amino acids. The record is from RefSeq and is a predicted model, not a curated record.
UCCGUGUGGACCUCAGUGUGCCAGCAGAGCAACAGCUGAGCUGGCUAAAGUAAAAAGAAAAAAAACAUAUUGCAACUAUUCCAUAUUUAUAGGGCUUGACAAGUUAAAUUGCCGUCACUGGGAUGGAGAAUGACAUUCUUGUCUCCCUUGAAGAUUUAGGGUACCAGGGCCCUCUGUUGGAGGAUGGGGCCCUGGAGGCUGCUGUGAGUGGAGGAGCGGCGUCACCGGAGUUCACUAAGCUCUGCGCCUGGAUUGUCUCCGAGCUCAGACUCUACUGCAGACUGGAGGAGAAUGUCCAGGCCACUAACUGUCCGAGUGAGGCAGAGGGCUUCCAGCUAGAGAUGAGUGGCCUGCUGUCAGAGCUGGCCUGUCCCUACUCUGUGCUGACCAGUGGAGAUGUCACCCAGAGGCUUCUUAACAGGACCAACUGCCUGCUGCUCCUCACCUUUCUGGUGUCUGAGCUGGAGGCAUCCAGGAUGAUCCUGAUCAACAAGCCUCAGAAGAAGGCUCAGGAGUCAGAGGGCAGCCCAGUCUUCAUGGAGCUGAAGGGCAUCUGUGUUGCUCUGGGCAUGUCCAAGCCCCCUGCCAACAUAACCAUGUUCCAGUUUUUCAGUGGAAUUGAGAAAAAGCUCAAAGAAGCCAUAAGCAGAGUCCCAGCAACCCAUGUAGGAGAACCUCUAAUGAAGAAGGCUCUUGGACCUGUGCACAUGGAAAAAAUUGAAGCUAUCAACCAAGCACUUGUGAAUGAGUAUGAAGUAAGAAGGAAGAUGCUGUUGAAACGUCUAGAUGUGACCGUUCAGUCCUUUGGAUGGUCUGACAGAGCCAAAACGCAUGCUGAAAAGAUGGCCAAAAUUUACCACCCAUUGCGUGCAGCCCUUAGCAUGAAGAGCAAGAUCUCUGUCGCUCACCUUUUAGCUGCACGAGAUGACCUUUCCAAAAUCCUGCGCACAAGCAGCGGCAGGAUAAGGGAGAAAACUGCCUGUGCCAUUAACAAGGUUCUGAUGGGCCGAGUUCCAGACAGGGGAGGCCGCCCUUGUGAGAUUGAGCCUCCUCCUCCAGAGAUGCCCUCUUGGCAGAAGCGUCAGGAUGCUCCCCAGGGAGGAGGACACUAUGGUGGGGGCGGGCGGGGAGGAGGUGGAGGAGGAGGCAAUAGAGGGGGCUAUGAUCAGUACUCCCAAGGUGGCCGCGGAGGCUACGAGAGAGGAGGAGGGGGCUAUGGAGACAGGGGAGGUAGAGGUGGAGGAGGUGGCAGAGGGGGUAAGGUGCAGGGAGGCUGGUCAGAUGGAGGAGGGAGGGAUGGUUACCACCAGGGUCACUAUCAAGAUGGAGGAGGUCACCACGGGGGAGGAGGGAGAGGUUACAGUGGAGGAAACUACCAAGGAGGCUUCCAUGAUCCUAGCUAUCCUGGAGAGGGCCAUCAAGGAGGAGGAGGAGGUGGCUACCAUGACAACUACCACCAGGACGGUGGUCGGCAUCAGGAGCGAGGAGGCGGCCGUGGAGGUCGAGGAGGCAGGGGAAGAGGAGGCCGAGGAGGAGGAGGACAAGGGGGAGGCUGGGGAGGAAGAGGCGGCCAGAAUUUCCACCAAGGAGGACAGUUUGAACAAUACUUCCAACAUGGCGGGCAGCAGUACAGCCAAGCAGGCUUUGGUCAAGGCAGACAUUACACUAGUUGAAGACGCAGAGUUCGUGCAAAGAUUGGCCACAUUUCAGAUGGGAGCGAAUGGAAAAUGCCUUAUCUAGAACACAAACAGAAAGCAUGGUUAAAAACCACCAAAAGUUUGAAUAUGGAGGUGUUUAUAUGCGUGAUAUAUACACUCAAUAUAGCCUUUUUGUGAAUUAUGGCUAUACUACAGAAUACGGUUCUAACGUGGUAUUUUUUCUCUUACAUACCUGGGUGUUAAUAUAUGCAUGUUUAGCUCUGCUUCCUCAAUAUUCAAAUAUUUAAGCCAACGAUUUACAACGAUUAAAUUGUUUGAGUAGUUGGCGUCUGCUGUCUUGACCUCUUCUCAGCACUAAAUUGGCCUUAUCUUUGAGAUUAUUCAAGGGGACAGAAUCACAGAACUAAGCGCUCAUGCACCUACUGUAUAUCUGAUGAAACAGUAUCAGCUAUUACACAAGUGGUUGUUGAAGUCCACCUUAUAGUUUUAUUGAAUUUGAAGAAUACUUGAAAACUGGAUCAGUCUUUGAAUUUGUUUCAGUUGGAUUGACUGCGGGCUCCUUUAUUACUUAUUUAAAAGACACCACCUGUUUUUGCUCAUGGAAAAAUGUGUACAUACAAAUGUGGAUGUUGGAAAGACUGCCUGGAUGUGUGAAUGAGAUUAGCAAUAAACUCUGACAUGAGA